GAACUGAAAAUCUUGGUUGAUUUCGAUGACAAGGGUUACCUCCUUCAGAUCUUCACCAAGCCGGUUCAGGACAGACCAACGCUUUUCCUGGAGGUCAUUCAGAGGAAUAACCACUUUGGUUUCGGGGCCGGGAACUUCAAGUCUCUCUUUGAGGCCAUCGAGAUCGACCAGGACGCCAGGGGCAACCUGACUGUGCUGACACCCGAGGGCCACGCCAAAUCCUUCGGCUGAGCCUCGGACCGCUGCCAGCGCAGACUGAGACCGCAGGCUGCGUUUCAGAGACGACACCCAGCAACACAUCAGACCCGAGUGAUGCAAGUCUUCCAGUGACGAGCUGCUGCUCUCGUUGUAGCAAAUCAAAUUCAUAGCAAAUCAUCCCAUAUCUGAUACUAGAAAGAGUUUUAUUAAAUUUAUACUUAAUUUUUUACAGCAGUACUGUUUGUGGAUGAUUUUGUCUAAUUUAAGCAAAUAAAAAGUGUUUUUUCCCCCUGGGUGGGGUUUGAACAUAGACAUA
Messenger RNA from Austrofundulus limnaeus, 514 nucleotides. Its product is annotated as 4-hydroxyphenylpyruvate dioxygenase. Gene Ontology annotation, molecular function: 4-hydroxyphenylpyruvate dioxygenase activity. Gene Ontology annotation, cellular component: Golgi membrane; endoplasmic reticulum membrane. The record is from RefSeq and is a predicted model, not a curated record. Lineage: Eukaryota; Metazoa; Chordata; Actinopteri; Cyprinodontiformes; Rivulidae. Gene Ontology annotation, biological process: L-tyrosine catabolic process.